Messenger RNA from Scomber scombrus (Atlantic mackerel), 969 nucleotides. RefSeq names its product olfactory receptor 8G17-like. Bases 1 to 969 code for a protein of 322 amino acids. Gene Ontology annotation, molecular function: olfactory receptor activity; G protein-coupled receptor activity. The record is from RefSeq and is a predicted model, not a curated record. Gene Ontology annotation, biological process: G protein-coupled receptor signaling pathway. Gene Ontology annotation, cellular component: membrane. The transcript has 2 exons. NCBI's taxonomy places the organism in Eukaryota, Metazoa, Chordata, Actinopteri, Scombriformes, Scombridae.
AUGAGCCCUGGGGAGAAAGCUGCCACUACAUUUAAUGCCACAUUUGUUCGCCCUGCAAAAUUUUAUAUCAGUGGAUUUUCUGACAUCCCUCAUGUAAAGUAUUACUAUAUCUUCCUGUGUUUUGUUUAUGUCAUGACUGUUUUUGGGAAUGUUUUUCUCCUCUCCGUUAUCUACCUGGUGGAGACUCUUCAUACUCCUAAAUACAUGAUUGUGUCCAGCCUGGCUGUGACAGAUUUGUGUGGCAGCACUGCUCUUAUUCCCAAACUCUUAGAAACAUUUUUGUUUGAUAAGAGGUACAUUGUCUAUGAGGCUUGCUUAAGUUAUAUGUUCUUUGUUUUAUUCUUUGCAAGUGUGCAAUCUUGGACACUUACCACUAUGGCAUAUGACAGAUUUAUAGCAAUUUGCUUUCCUUUAAGAUACCAUAGUAUUGUGACUAAACGAGCUAUUAUUGCAAUGAUAAUGUUUGUAUGGGGCUUUUUAUUGAUUCUCAUAGCGUUUACUGUUGGGCUUAUUAAUCGCCUCUCUUUCUGUAGAUCUUUGGUGAUUAAGAGCUUUUUCUGUGAUCAUGGACCUGUAUUUUAUCUGGCCUGUAAUGACACAUCUUUAAAUGACAUCAUGGCAUAUGUUGCUUUCAUUAUAGUCCUCUGUAUUCCUCUUAUACUAAUAGCAAUCACAUAUUUUUGCAUUGCCAUAGCACUGAGCAGGAUUGCAUCAGGAGUGGAAAGACUUAGAGCUUUGAAAACUUGUUCUUCUCACCUGAUCCUUGUGGCUAUUUUUUUCCUACCAACAGUUGGCACCAACAUAGCUGCGGUAGCCUCCAACAUACAUCCUAACGCCAGGAUCAUAAACUCCUUGUUGACACACACCAUACCUGCUCUGCUCAAUCCUAUUGUGUACUCUUUAAAGACAGAAGAUGUGCUGAACUCUAUAAAUAAGCUUUUCAAAAUGAACAAAAUUAAAAUUGUUUGA